Molecule: messenger RNA, 999 nt
Organism: Lichtheimia ornata
Lineage: Eukaryota; Fungi; Mucoromycota; Mucoromycetes; Mucorales; Lichtheimiaceae
Exons: 7
Coding region: 1-999 (332 amino acids)
Source: RefSeq, a predicted model, not a curated record
AUGACCGAGAAGACGCCUCGAGAAGAUAAAAGGCACGAAGAGGAGGGUGCGGAAUGUCCAUCCCAAAGGACUUUGUGUUCUGACAAUGGCAACGACGGUGAAGAAUGCUUUGAUGAAGAAUGCUUUGAUGAGGAAGAGCACCUGGCGGAAGAGCACACUGGCCCUCAUGUCUUACAAGUGAAAGACAUCGAUAAUAGAAGAAAAUCUUUCUGUAUUACUGAAAACGCUGGGGCGGAAAAGUGGUUACAGGGCGAAGUACGUCGAUUCCUAUACAACAAAAAUCCGUUUCCAACCGAUGAAGAGUGUGAUGAUGAAUGCGUGGCUAUGUGCAGGCGAUUCCUGAAGCUUGAUGACGAUGAUGAUCAAAAAAUAAUACCUUCAUACAAGACGACACAAGUUUUCUUUAAGAGUGUCUCAUCCAUAAGAGGAUCAGUGCACACAAGCACUGGCAGGCAAUUGCAAGCGUACGAAUUUGACAAUACCAACCUACCAGAUAAAUGCAAAGAGCGGUCACGACGACAGUAUCGCUAUCCCGUUGAUGGCGUCAGAUUUGCAAGAGAGAACUUCCGAUCCACCGGCGCAUUAUUACAAAACAAGGCUCUUGGUGAGCUUAUUGCAAAGAUUUUCUACAAUGACAUUGUAGGAAAAGCCCGCAUGCCAUAUCCUGAAAAGCCCUUGCCAAUUCCUUUGAUUGCAUUUUCAUUCUGUGCUAUUCUUUAUCGCAUGACCAUUGCCUAUGAUAUCAAGCUCAUCGAUCCAGCCAUGAAGUCCCCAUUUAAGCGAAACAGUGGAUAUUGGUAUCGAAUGUACCAUCAUACGCUCAAGGGAAAGGGGAGUACAGAAGAUGAGAAGAUUGAUUGGCAAGCUGUUCAAAGUGUUCAAACACAAGUGGUGCGGGAUUUGACAGGCAGAAGUGAUGAUAUGAGUGGUGUCGCUACAAAAGUUUUGAGUGCGACGAUUGUUGAUGGUGAAUACGAAACAUCAAAUGAUGAAGCAUAA